Molecule: messenger RNA, 1283 nt
Organism: Lindgomyces ingoldianus
Lineage: Eukaryota; Fungi; Ascomycota; Dothideomycetes; Pleosporales; Lindgomycetaceae
Exons: 1
Coding region: 221-1042 (273 amino acids)
Source: RefSeq, a predicted model, not a curated record
CUCUCUUUAGCCUUUCGUAGUGAUUCGGGUUUCUUGUGCACUACUCACGUAGUUCUAAAUACGCAGAACAUACGACGAAAUCAGACUCACAGCCUGCAGCGGAGUCAAUCAAGAAAUUCCUAAGCUCACAUCUAGUCUAGCCGUCUAGUGUUUGCAUGCGAAGCGCCACGAUUAAAUAAAAUAAAACCGGAGGUGUUCCUGACUGCAAAUCGUCGUCAAGAUGAUUCUGAUCCGACUAUUCGGCUUGAAUCCCCGUCCUACGCCGCAAAGGAAGUCCCGCUUGCUCAACCUUCCUUUAGAGAUCCGAAACGAGAUAUAUAUGUACGUCUUUGCUUCGUCUCUAGUCAACGAGCCCGACGAGAAGCCUCUGUCGACCUGGGAUCACCUUCUCCUCUGCUGCCGUCAGGUUAAGAAAGAGAUGGAGUCCAUGCCCUCUCAGCCGAUCAUUGGGCUCGUCAAAGCGCAUUGGGAAGAAGAAUUUCCCAAACACCCACUCCAAGUCUCGGCUACUAUAGAAGAUGGAAAAGUACAAGAAUUAGUCGUCGCAAUUCCCCGCGCAGUUUUUCAGCCCGCAUACAAGGAGCAGGUCGCCACAUAUAUUCCGGAUUACGUAUCGCCACUCUUCCGGAUCUUCACGGAGAAGCUAACACUUACCAUUCACGAUGACGGGGCGCCGCUCAUUCACAGUGGACACGUUCCGGUUUAUGAACUCUUCAGCCAGGUUCUCUCGCUUGUCUGGGCUCGAGAUCCGACUAUGACUCGACUAGGCCGGAAGAUUUACUCUAACCCCCUACCGCUUCCUCCUUGCCGCAACUUCUUCAAUACGAGACGACUCGCCAUAAGAUGGGAAGGCCACAUGGUGCCGUGGCAGGGGACCCACCACAGGGUCCUUUUUUUAAUGGGCCUGGAGUGGUUCUUCAGCAAGCCAUGGAGGAGUAGAAUCGGGUUGCGAUCGCGUCAAUUCACUCUGAGUUGGGAGGACAGGACCCAUUACAUUAUUGAGGGCGUCAGCUGGGAAAGCUCCUCCAGGUUUCGCAGGUAAAUGGACAUGAGGCUGGUUUGCAGGGUAGAACGAGUGUUGCAAGUGGUAAAGGUCAGCCUCCGGCCGAGCACAGCAGAAAGACAUAUAUAAGAGGGAAAAUAUACGUGCGACAUCGAGUACUUGAAUGAGUACAAGCUUACAUCGUCGCUCAUCAUUCACUAGAGCUGUGUCGGUCAUUGGCCAUCCCGAAAAUAUAGUGAACCCCCUUGCUCAAGCACUGCUCGAAUUCGCAAGUCGCAAC